Messenger RNA from Entelurus aequoreus (snake pipefish), 1977 nucleotides. RefSeq names its product calcium/calmodulin-dependent protein kinase kinase 1, alpha b (gene camkk1b). NCBI's taxonomy places the organism in Eukaryota, Metazoa, Chordata, Actinopteri, Syngnathiformes, Syngnathidae. Gene Ontology annotation, biological process: positive regulation of protein kinase activity; intracellular signal transduction; protein phosphorylation. Bases 233 to 1681 code for a protein of 482 amino acids. Gene Ontology annotation, cellular component: cytoplasm. Gene Ontology annotation, molecular function: calcium/calmodulin-dependent protein kinase activity; calmodulin binding; ATP binding. The record is from RefSeq and is a predicted model, not a curated record. The transcript is spliced from 17 exons.
UGGGGAUAACAGUGCUCAGCUGGGCUAUAUGUGGCCUCAGUUAAUCCCCAAGACGAGUGCUGCCGACGUCCUUUCCUGAUUAUCAGUGAAAGUCCUCCACUGAGACACUAAAGCUGUUCCAUCCUCCCGAUCAAGCACACCGGCCACAUGAUGCCCACCUACAACCCUGACUAGUGUUGAUGUUAGCCCUGUGACCUUGUGCCCUUUCUGAAGGCCGUCAGCCAGGGCCAUCAUGAGCACCGACUCCGAACACCACGGCGAGCUGGCCGACCAAGUGGCGGCCAUGAACGUGGCCUCCAGUCGCACCACCACGCCCAAUGGCUAUCGGCCCACGGCCUUUCACCGAGCGCGGCUCUCCGACAGGAAGAUGUCCCUGCAGGAGCGUGGGAGCCGCAUCAGCCGGCAGCCGACCAUCGAGACCAAACGGGUGUCCAUCACGGAUGCUGAGGAUUGUGUCCAGCUCAAUCAGUACAAGCUGAAGAAAGAGAUUGGAAAGGGUUCUUACGGAGUGGUGAAACUAGCUUAUAAUGAAGACUCGGAACAGUAUUACGCAAUGAAGGUCGUGUCAAAGAAGAGGCUAAUGAAGCAGUAUGGAUUUCUGCGUCGUCUGCCACCUCAGGGCGCAGACUCCCAGCAGCAGGAGGGGGCGUUCCCUAAAGCGGUGAUGCCUCUGGAGAAAAUCUACCAGGAGAUCGCCAUCCUGAAGAAGCUUUACCACCCUAAUGUUGUCAAGCUGGUUGAGGUGCUUGAUGAUCCUGAUGAAGAUGGCCUUCACAUGGCCUUCGAACUGAUGACAAAAGGUCCAGUAAUGGAAGUGCCCACAGAUGAUCCCUUGACAGAGGAUCAAGCUCGCUUUUACUUCAGAGAUGUUGUCUUGGGCACAGAGUAUUUGCACUUCAACAGGAUCAUCCAUAGAGACAUCAAACCUUCCAAUCUGCUGCUGGGGGACGACGGCCAUGUCAAGAUCGCCGACUUUGGCGUGAGCAACGAGUUCGAAGGCACCGACGCCCUGCUGUCGAGCUCGGCAGGGACGCCGGCCUUCAUGGCGCCGGAGACAAUGACAGACCAAGAGCAGGGCUUCAGCGGAAAGGCUUUAGACGUGUGGGCGAUGGGAGUUACGCUCUACUGUUUUGUCUACGGGAAGUGCCCUUUUUAUGACGAGUACAUUGUCUCCCUGCACAACAAGAUAAAGAACAAACCUGUGGAGUUUCCAGAAAACCCCUCGGUUAGUGUUGAACUAAAGCAUCUCAUUGAGAAAAUGUUGGACAAGGACCCUGAAACCAGAAUCACCAUCCCUGAGAUCAAGCUCAACCCGUGGGUGACUGAGGGCGGCGCCAGCCCUCUGCCCCUGGAGGAGGAGCACUGCACGGCGGUAUAUGUCACAGAAGAGGAGGUGCAGAACAGCGUCACACUCAUCCCCAGCCUCUCCGCUGUGAUUCUGGUGAAGUCCAUGCUGAGGAAGCGCUCCUUCAGUAAUCCCUUCGAGUGUCCUGCCAGGCGAAAGGAGCGAUCCAUGUCUGCCCCCGGUCUUCUUAUUGGUUCUUGGGGCCUGUUGGGAUCCUCGGCUCACCUUCAUCCUUCUUUGAGGAACAUCAGCCAUGACGGCAGCAGAGACGGCGAGCUGGAGGACUUGUAUGAAGAUGACGCGUUCACAGAGUGCACAGAUGACACUGAUGCAUGAGGCUGUUGUCGGUUGUGUUAUUUUUUUGUAUUCUAACAUGACCAUUGCCAUUGUUGCAUCUGUUUCUCACAGUAGCAAAUACAUCCGGUGAUACGGAGAAUCACCAAUUACAGAAAUUCCACACUAAAGUCAGUCAAAGAAGGAAAUUAGAUCAAGUGAAGUAAUUGAUAAAUUAUUGGAUAUUUUAUGCAUUGUUAAAAACAAUGUGUUCUGUGUAAAAAAAAAAAAAAAAGAAAAGAAAAAAAAAAGAUUUGUUUACAUUUUCCUACUAUAAUAAAAACGUAAUCUCAGCCAUG